Messenger RNA from Pyricularia grisea, 1143 nucleotides. RefSeq lists its product as uncharacterized. Gene Ontology annotation, molecular function: 1-alkyl-2-acetylglycerophosphocholine esterase activity. The record is from RefSeq and is a predicted model, not a curated record. Lineage: Eukaryota; Fungi; Ascomycota; Sordariomycetes; Magnaporthales; Pyriculariaceae. The transcript has 2 exons. The coding region runs from base 1 to 1143 and encodes 380 amino acids.
AUGCGCUUCACCAUCCUCGCUGGCCUGCUUCUGGGGAUUGCCCAAGCUGUCGUGGUCCCCAGUCACUCCGGACCUUUUUCGGUCACGAUGCAAGUCAAGGCUCUGACAGACCAGAGUCGAACAGACCCUUUUAACAAGACCGUCAAGCGGCAGGUACUUCUGUCCGUCUUCUCCCCAAUCUCAGAUGGAACCAAAUGCUCCAACGAAAUUAUCGCCUACAUGCCAUCUGUCACAGCAGCCUCAUAUGGGACGCUUGCCCAGUCGGCAGGAUUGCCAGCAAGCAUCUUUUCCUCUUUCCAGCUGGAGCUCUGCAAGCUACCCAAUGUUCACAAUAGGAACUGCCAAGAGGCUGGAAGGACGACUCGGUUCCCUCUCGUGUUGUUUUCUCCUGGUAUGGCAGAAUCCCGUCUUCUGUACAGCGUCACCGCCAAAUCGAUUGCUGCCCAGGGCUAUUUUGUCGUAACAAUCGAUCAUCCAUACGAAGCUGAAGUCGUCGAGUUUCCCGACGGUUCUGUGGUUAGAAGGAACGGGACCAUGACCGACCUUGAGGAGCAGCUCGCCGAGAUCCGAGCACUAGACAUGUCAUUCAUCCUCUCCCAACUCCGCCAACUUUCCUCCUCAGGCGACCCCCUCUUCCGCAGCCUCCCCACCAAAAUCAACUUUGACCACGUCAUCGCCAUGGGCCACUCCCUCGGCGGCGCAGCAGCAGCCCAGGUCCUAGCCCUCGACGAACACAUGCUCGGCGGAAUCAACCUGGACGGUCGUCUCUUCAACCCUGUGCUCGAAUCCGGAACGAAGCAGCCCUUCAUGCUGCUUGGUCGUGAGAAGCAUGCCGACGAGGACGAGACCUGGAAUUCUUUUUGGGAAACGCUACCUGGGCCCAAGGCGAUGGUGGGUGUUGCUGGGACGACGCACGCUUCUUUUACGGACAUCCCGGCUCUGAUUCAGUCGCUUGGUCUCCCCGCAGACGUCCAGUCUCAGGUGGAACAGCUGCUGGGGACCACCGGGGGAAGAAGGAUGCAAGAGAUCAUGGCUGGCGUCUGCGCUUCGUUCUUCACAUCGGUCUUCACGGGCAAUUAUCGUCCACUCCUGGACGCAGUGCAGGAAUUUUCAGAGGUUGUUGUUAGGAAAAGCAGAUUUUAG